CAACACGGCGUACCUUCUGGCCCUUGUAACUCGAGUACCAAGAUGGCGGCCCCCAGAAGCUUGGCUCUAUGGAACUGUUGCGGUCGUAGGUGGUCGCGGGCGAUGCGGGGCUGUCAGCUCCUCGGGCUUCGUAGCUCUUGGCCCGGGGCCCCACUAAGUGCGCGGCUCUUGUCCCAAGAGAAGCGGGCAACGGAAACGCACUUCGGGUUUGAGACUGUGUCGGAAGAGGAGAAGGGGGGCAAAGUCUAUCAGGUGUUUGAAAGUGUGGCUAAGAAGUAUGAUGUGAUGAAUGAUAUGAUGAGUCUUGGUAUCCAUCGUCUUUGGAAGGAUUUGCUGAUCUGGAAGAUGCAUCCGCUUCCUGGGACCCAGCUGCUUGAUGUUGCUGGAGGCACAGGUGACAUUGCAUUCCGGUUCCUAAAUUAUGUUCAGUCCCAGCAUCAGAGAAAACAGAAGAGGCAGUUAAGGGCCCAACAGAGUUUAUCCUGGGAAGAAAUUGCCAAAGAGUACCAGAAUGAAGAAGAUUCCUUGGGCGGGUCUCAUGUCAUGGUGUGUGACAUCAACAAGGAGAUGCUAAAGGUUGGAAAGCAGAAAGCCUUGGCUCAAGGAUACAGAGCUGGACUUGCAUGGGUAUUAGGAGAUGCUGAAGAACUGCCCUUUGAUGAUGACAAGUUUGAUAUUUACACCAUUGCCUUUGGGAUUCGGAAUGUCACACACAUUGAUCAGGCACUCCAGGAAGCCCAUCGGGUGCUGAAGCCAGGAGGACGGUUUCUGUGUCUGGAAUUUAGCCAAGUGAACAAUCCCCUCAUAUCCAGGCUUUAUGAUCUAUAUAGCUUCCAGGUCAUCCCUGUCCUGGGAGAGGUCAUUGCUGGAGACUGGAAGUCCUAUCAAUACCUUGUAGAGAGUAUCCGAAGGUUCCCGUCUCAGGAAGAGUUCAAGGAGAUGAUAGAAGAUGCAGGCUUUCACAAGGUCACUUAUGAAAGUCUAACAUCAGAUUAGGAUUAAGAUUUAAAUGUUUCUCUGCCAUGCAUUGCAUUUCUCAACAUGCAUAACAGUUGCAGGAUGGGUGAGAAUGUGACUAAGAAUACUGAAGUACCCCACAGAAACUUCUGUAAGGACGGACUCAUCCCAACCAACCUGGAGAUCUCAUCAAGUGACCAUCUUCAACACUAUGUUAUUUGAAAAAAUUGUAAUUCACACACAUACACAUCUGCAAUAUUUAUUUUUUAAAGGAAUGGAUUUUGAGAGAAAACAACGUGGCGCAGAAAUGUGGAAUAGAAAAUAAAUACAAAUGUAGGCUAUUUUGCUAAUUGUUUUAUAACCACAACAAACUAGUACAGAGAAUGCCCUGUACAAAAAAACAAAGGUUCAAACAUCAAGGUGUUCCCUUAGCAAGGCUGAAAAUUUCAGUCUCUGGUAUUUGGAAUUUAGGCUGCAGUCCUUGUUUUUGGAUGGAUCAACUGGGUGUGUGGCACAACAGUCCAUGCUUUUUUUUUUUUUUUAAAUGAGAUGGAGUCUCACUCUGUUGCCCAGGUUGGAGUACAAUGGCUUGAUCUCAGCUCAAUGCAACCUCCACCUCCCAGGUU
Messenger RNA from Cebus imitator (Panamanian white-faced capuchin), 1583 nucleotides. RefSeq names its product coenzyme Q5, methyltransferase (gene COQ5). Gene Ontology annotation, molecular function: methyltransferase activity. NCBI's taxonomy places the organism in Eukaryota, Metazoa, Chordata, Mammalia, Primates, Cebidae. The coding region runs from base 43 to 996 and encodes 317 amino acids. The transcript has 8 exons. Gene Ontology annotation, biological process: ubiquinone biosynthetic process. The record is from RefSeq and is a predicted model, not a curated record.